Messenger RNA from Talaromyces amestolkiae, 777 nucleotides. RefSeq lists its product as uncharacterized. NCBI's taxonomy places the organism in Eukaryota, Fungi, Ascomycota, Eurotiomycetes, Eurotiales, Trichocomaceae. The record is from RefSeq and is a predicted model, not a curated record. The coding region runs from base 1 to 777 and encodes 258 amino acids. The transcript has a single exon.
AUGGCUUCUCCUCUCAUCCGCUUCUGUGUUGCUCUUUCGAUCUUCGUCCUCGCCGUCCAAGCAGAACAGAUGCUUGCAAUUGCUCCUGUGACGGCUCUUGCACGUCGGGAAGGCUCUGGUAAACGACCACAAUUUGGUCACUGUCCGGCGGCUACUCAGACCUUAUGCCCCGAUCAUGUCGGCUGUUGCCCAAGUGGCGCCGCAUCCACCCAUUCUCGUGGUAUUCCUGUUUGCGAUGAAUCAUGCAAAGGGGGCCCCAGCUGCCCACUAGGCGGUUGCUGUCAAAUUGGCUACGUUUGUGGAACAUCCAAUAACUUUUGCACUCCUGCGCCGCCCGCUCAUCCUCAACAUGCGAUCGAAGCACCUGUGACUACUACCGCCUCUGACCCUGUCGUAAUCCUUUCUACUCCGGCACCAAGUGCAGUGGAGUCCGCCCCAGAUACUAUUAAAACCGUAUCGACUACAACGACUACGCCGAAACAAGCUUCUCACGAACUGCCUCAUGAGACCGAGUCAACUGGUUCGACUACCAUCAAAGCCAGCAUACCAAUUGUCCAAGCAUCCUCUCCUCAUCGCUCGGGUGGUGCUAUCGCAACAUCUACCACUGCCACUGCCACUGCACACGAUGGCUCAAAAUUCGUCGGCACAGUUAGUGGCGCGGAGACAAAAGGGUCCAGUCCAUCUGCCCAGGCAUCUAGCUCUGGGGCGACCUUCAUAUUCAUGAGUGGCACAUUUCUGGUCGGAAUUUUACUGGGCACGUUUUUUAUUGUGUUUUAA